AGAAACAUGAUGAAGAUUAUCAGUUUCGUUGCAUCAGUGCGUGAAGAUGAAGCUCCUAAUGUUCUUGGUUUUGUCUAUCACUUUAUUUGGAUCCUUCGUUGGGGCUUUCGCAAGCCCCAGAGUUGUUGGCGGAAUAGAAGCGAUUCCUCAUGAAUUUCCUUACAUGAUCUCGCUGCAAUGGCAGGACCAACCGGAUCCAAAUAAUCCCGACAUGAAGCACUUCUGUGGCGGAACACUCCUCAAUGAGAGAUGGGUAUUAACUGCUGCUCACUGCAUAAAUUUGAUAAGUCCACAGACUGACAUUGUUGCUGGAGCUCACAAUAUUGAGAAUCCUAGUGAAUUUGAACAGAGGCGAAUCGCCAAGCGGAUGAUCAUUCACGAGCUGUACAUGAAUGAAACUGGUCCUCAUGAUAUCGGCUUGAUUGAAGUCAGUCAACCUUUCAAGUUAAGCGAUAAAGUCUCUACUGUGAAUUUGCCUGCUGAAGAUUCUUAUUAUCCCACUGGAGAAGCCAUCCUCUCCGGUUGGGGAUCAACGUCAAAAUAUUACGUCCCAGAAUAUCCUGAUGUACUGAACAAAGUUUGGCUUCCCAUUCUUGACUCGUACUCCUGCCACAAUAACUACCCCGAAACUCCAAUGCAUGAGAUGAACAUUUGCGCCGGAAAUCAUAUACAAGCCAUUGCGGCAUGCAAUUUGGAUUCAGGAAGCCCUCUCGUGAAGCAAAACAAUCGUGGAGUGACUGCAGUGUAUGGAAUCACAAGCUGGUCUUGGUUUCCAUGCGCCAAGCCUGGAAAGACGGGAGUUUUCGUGAAUGUGACUUACUACAAGAAAUGGAUUUUGGAAAGAAUUAAUUGAUUUUAAUAAAAACUAUUUAUUCACUGACAAA
Messenger RNA from Phlebotomus argentipes, 884 nucleotides. RefSeq names its product trypsin-1-like. The transcript is spliced from 2 exons. Gene Ontology annotation, molecular function: serine-type endopeptidase activity. The record is from RefSeq and is a predicted model, not a curated record. Gene Ontology annotation, biological process: proteolysis. Bases 47 to 853 code for a protein of 268 amino acids. NCBI's taxonomy places the organism in Eukaryota, Metazoa, Arthropoda, Insecta, Diptera, Psychodidae.